AGUUGAUCUCGGUUGUUCGAACCAGCUUCACGCGAGAGUUCUCCCUAACGGAUUAAAACUGCCUUGAAAAGCGAUUUGUGUACCGCGAUUAGUGAAAGAAGCAACCCGGGAAGGAGAAAUUACUGCUCGAUCUGGAUCUACGAUGUCCAACAACAUAGAAUAUACAUUAAUUUUCUAUGUUAACGGAAAGGAGGUGAUAGAUAACAAUGUCGACCCGGAAUGGACAUUGUUAUGGUACUUGAGGGACAAAUUGCAUUUAACUGGUACGAAAUUAGGAUGCGCGGAGGGCGGUUGUGGAGCUUGCACAGUAAUGAUUUCAAAGUUGGACCACAGGACCGGGAUUAUUACUCAUUUAGCGGCGAACGCAUGUUUAACACCAAUUUGUGCUGUGCACGGUUUGGCGAUAACCACGGUGGAGGGCAUCGGGAGUGUUAGAACGAAACUUCACCCAGUGCAGGAACGUAUAGCGAAAGCACACGGCUCGCAAUGUGGUUUCUGUACACCUGGCAUCGUAAUGUCGAUGUACGCUUUGCUGAGAAGCACACCGAAACCUACCAUGAAGGAUCUUGAGAUUGCGUUUCAAGGGAACUUAUGCAGAUGCACCGGGUACCGGCCUAUUAUAGAAGCGUACAGAACUUUCACGGAGGAAUGGGAACAAUUGCAAUUAAUGUCAAAUCAACGAGAAAGGUGCUUGACGAAUGGGACUUGUUCAAUGGGAGAAAAUUGUUGCAGAAAGAUGCCAAUAGCGGAACCGACCGAAGUGUUCGAUCCGAAAGAAUUCCGUCCGUACGAUCCUUCCCAAGAAAUUAUAUUUCCACCCAAGUUGCAGAUUUCCUCGCACUUGGACGAGCAAUAUUUAAUCAUUAAAGGAAAAAAUGUUACUUGGUACAGACCCAGGACACUCUCCGAAUUGCUUACUUUAAAAGAACAGCACCCAAAUGCAAAAAUUGUCGUGGGAAACACUGAGAUGGGAGUUGAAGUGAAGUUCAAGCACAUGUCUUAUCCGGUUCUUAUACAUCCUAUUUUGAUCAAAGAAAUGCGAUCUAUCGAGGAGUGUCCAAGAAUGUUAAACGUGGGCGCCAGUGUUACACUCGUGGAAUUGGAAAAAGCUCUAAAAAAGCAAAUUAAUGAGAAACCUGAACACGAAACGAGAAUUUUCAGUGAAAUAGUCAACAUGCUUCAUUGGUUUGCUGGUAAACAAGUCAGGAAUGUAGCUGCUGUUGGUGGGAACAUAAUGACGGGAAGUCCAAUAUCGGAUCUGAAUCCAAUUUUUAUGGCUGGCGGAAUAAAUUUAAAUCUCGUUAGCUCGAAGAAUGGAAACAGACUUGUCCCGAUGGACCACGCUUUCUUUAAAGGUUACAGACAGAAUAUUGUCUCACCGCACGAGAUUUUGCUUUCCCUUCAAAUACCCUUCUCUCGACAGAAUCAACAUUUCAUUGCUUACAAGCAGGCGAGAAGGCGAGACGAUGAUAUCACGAUCGUCAAUAUGGCAUUAAAUGUAUUCUUUGUACCAGAGACCAAUAUUGUUCAAAAAGCGUACUUGGCGUUCGGCGGAAUGGCUCCAACGACGGUUUUGGCCAGGAAGACGUGCGAAACUAUUAUUGGAAGGAAAUGGAACAAAACGCUUCUAGAAAACGUGCAUUCCUCGCUACUGGAUGAGCUACCGCUUCCGGACAACGUUCCGGGUGGGAUGGUUAAAUAUCGUAAAUCUCUAACUUUAAGUUUGUUUUUUAAAGCAUUCAUGCACAUAGCUGGAAAGCUUCAAGUACCGUUAGAUUCUCCACUGUCGCUGAAAGAAUUUGAAAGCGCAUCGGAUGCAUUCCAUUGCAAAGAACCGAAAAGUUCGCAAUAUUAUCAGGAGGUUCCAAUAGGUCAGGAAACGGAUGACUUAAUUGGGAGGCCCAUCGUCCACGCCAGUGCUUUCAAACAGGCGACAGGGGAAGCGAUUUAUUGCGACGAUCUGCCAAAGUUCACCGAUGAGCUUUACUUAGCUUUAGUUUUGUCUACCAAGGCACACGCGAGAAUUUUAAACAUCGAUGCAACCAAAGCGCUGUCCGUGGAAGGUGUAGUCGCUUUUUACAGCGGGAAAGAUGUACCUGAGAAACAACGUUACCACGGUCCAGUAUUUCACGACGAAGAAUUCUUCGUGUCAGAGGAGGUAACUAGUCAUGGCCAACCAAUUGGAGCAAUCGUUGCAAUUAAUCAGCUUAUUGCACAAAAAGCAGCCAGAAUGGUUCAAGUCGAGUACGAGGAUUUGAAACCAGUGAUCAUUUCUAUAGAGGAUGCCAUUGAACAUCGUUCCUUCUUCAACGAGACUGUAAAACGCAUAAAAAAGGGGGACGCCGAGGAAGCUUUUUCCCAAUCGACUCAUAUCCUUCAAGGAGAGAUUCGAACAGGGGGGCAGGAGCACUUUUACUUGGAAACGAAUGCUGUAUUAGCAAUUCCACGCGAGGACGAAUUAGAAAUAUUCUCUUCUACGCAACACCCCAUGGAAGUACAGAAACACGUAGCACACGCUCUGAACAUUCAUGCUAAUAAAAUUGUGAUAAGAGUAAAAAGAUUGGGCGGUGGUUUUGGAGGGAAAGAGUCGCGUUCUUCGGUACUCGUUCUGCCAGUUGCCUUCGCCGCCUACAGAUUAAGGAAACCAGUACGUUGUAUGUUAGACAGAGACGAGGAUAUGAUGAUAACUGGAGCUAGACACCCGUUUCUGUUCAAAUACAAAGUUGGAUUCGAUGAUAAUGGUUUAAUUAAAGUUUUGGAAAUUUUCAUUUACAAUAACGCCGGCUACUCGCGCGAUCUUUCUCUCGCAGUUCUGGAACGUGCAAUGUUCCAUAUUGAGAACUCUUAUAAAAUACCAGUGUGCGAUAUUAAUGGUUUUGUAUGCAAAACGAAUUUACCAUCGAGUACAGCAUUCCGCGGUUUUGGAGGACCGCAGGGAAUGUUUGCGGCUGAAACUAUCGUGAGACACAUUGCGGAAUAUUUGAAAAUGGACUCUGUUAAGGUUGCCGAGUUGAAUUUGUAUAAAGAAGGAGACACGACUCAUUAUAAUCAAAAACUUACUAAUUGUACAUUACGUCGUUGCUGGGAAGAGUGUCUCUUAGGCUCAGAUUACGCUGAACGACUUGCGAAAAUUCAGAAGUACAACAGAAAAAAUAGGUACAAGAAGAGAGGACUGGCAGUAGUUCCAACAAAAUUCGGUAUCGCUUUUACUGUACUUUUUUUGAAUCAGACUGGAGCACUAGUUCACAUUUAUACAGAUGGUUCUGUUCUUCUUAGUCAUGGUGGUGUUGAGAUGGGGCAAGGUUUACACACCAAAAUGAUACAAGUAGCAAGUAGAGCAUUAAAAAUAAAGGCAGACAAAAUACACAUUAUGGAAAGUGCUACGGACAAAGUGCCAAAUAGUUCUCCCACAGCAGCUAGUGCUGCCUCUGACCUGAAUGGUAUGGCAGUUCUGAAUGCAUGUGAGAAAAUUAUGAAACGACUGAAGCCGGUAAUGGAUAAGAAUCCAACUGGAACCUGGGAACAAUGGGUAGCAUCUGCUUAUACAGAAAGAAUCAGUCUUUCUGCUACUGGUUUCUAUAAAACUCCUGACAUAGGAUACUCAUUUGAAACUAAUUCUGGAGAUCCGUUUAAUUAUUUUACAUAUGGCGUUGCAUGUUCGGAAGUAGAAAUUGACUGUUUGACCGGUGAUCAUCAAGUUCUACGAACUGACAUUGUAAUGGAUUUGGGUCAGAGUCUUAACCCUGCAAUUGAUAUAGGACAAGUAGAGGGAGGUUUCAUGCAGGGAUAUGGACUGUUCACAUUAGAAGAACUGGUAUAUCUAAAAAAUGGGGCACUUUGUAGCAGAGGACCAGGAGCAUACAAAUUGCCAGGUUUUGCAGACAUUCCUGAAGUAUUCAAUGUAACAUUAUUGAAAGGUGCUUCAAACCCUAGAGCUGUUUAUUCAUCCAAGGCUGUUGGAGAACCACCUCUGUUUCUUGCAUCUUCCAUUUUCUUUGCCAUAAGAGAAGCCAUAAAAUCUGCUCGACAAGAAUUUGGUCUCAAUGGUUACUUCAGAUUGGAUGCACCAGCAACAACAGCUCGUAUUCGAUUAGCAUGCGUCGAUGAUCUAACAGUAAAGAUCAAAGAUGCCGAUUUACAAGAUCAAUGGAACAUUGUUCCAUAGAAUCAGAGACUCAAGAUAAGUACAAG
This is a messenger RNA of Colletes gigas, 4191 nucleotides long. RefSeq names its product xanthine dehydrogenase (gene ry). Lineage: Eukaryota; Metazoa; Arthropoda; Insecta; Hymenoptera; Colletidae. The transcript has 24 exons. Gene Ontology annotation, molecular function: 2 iron, 2 sulfur cluster binding; molybdopterin cofactor binding; xanthine dehydrogenase activity. The record is from RefSeq and is a predicted model, not a curated record. The coding region runs from base 143 to 4165 and encodes 1340 amino acids.